CUCAUACGCCGUACAAAAGCAAUCACGAGUUGACCGCUGUAAACAUUUGGCUCAGCUUUGGCUCAAAACUGUUGAAGUUUCCUUUUGUUCCUGCAAAAUGUUUUUACUUCUACUAUUUUUAUCUUCUCUGCUGGUUGUUUACGGUACCAGCGUGUGUCCGUGUGAGACACCGGAGCUCUGUCGGCAGAUACGGGAGGAGAGAGACUUUGAGGUGUAUGUAUUUGAUGUGGGAGGAAAGACAUGGAAAUCCUACAACUGGAGUAUGGUGACGACAGUUGCAGCUUUUGGAAAAUACGAUGCCGAGCUCAUGUGCUACGCUCACUCCAAAGGUGCACGAGUGGUCCUCAAAGGUGACCUUCCCCUCUCUUACAUUGUGGACCAAGCUAACAGGACAGCAUGGAUAACAGAGAAGGUCAACUUGGCAAAGAGUCAGUUUAUGGAUGGGAUUAAUAUUGAUAUAGAGCAAGCGGUAGAAACAGGUUCCCCAGAGUACUAUGCCCUGACAAAUUUGGUCAAAGAGACCACUGAAGCUUUCCACAAGGAAAUCCCAGGUUCUCAGGUCUCAUUCGAUGUUGCCUGGUCACCAAAAUGUGUUGACAAGCGUUGCUAUGAUUACGUAACCAUUGCUGAGUCCUGCGACUUGCUGUUUGUGAUGUCCUACGAUGAGCAGAGCCAGAUCCCAGGGGACUGCAUUGCAAUGGCGAACGCCCCCCUCCAUCAAACUCUAAAAGCUUAUGAAGACUAUUUAGAUCUAAAGAUUGAUCCAAAGAAGCUGGUGAUGGGAGUGCCAUGGUAUGGCUAUGACUACCCAUGUGUUAACCUCUCUCAGGAGGGAAUAUGUUAUAUAGACAAAGUACCUUUCCGUGGAGCUCCUUGCAGUGAUGCUGCCGGACAGCAAAAACCAUACGAGUGGAUUAUGGCACAGCUCAGCAGCUCAUCAUCUGGCAGGCAGUGGGACGACCAGCAGCAGGCUCCUUACUUCUAUUACAAGGACGAGACAGGGCAGGUUCAUCAAGUCUGGUAUGAUGACCCACAGAGUAUCUGUCCUAAAGCAGACUUUGUGAAAGCUAUUGGUUUGAGGGGCAUUGGCAUGUGGAACGGCAACAUCUUGGACUACAGCGAUGACCCCGUCGCCAAGCAGCAGACCUCAAGGAUGUGGAAUGCCUUGUUAGGAUGCUAGCUGGGAUACGCUCACCACUGCUGCAGGAAUUUGCACAACUCUGAGCUCACUCGGUUUUUUUGCUAAGUCAAUAUAUGUCUUUGUAGCAGUAAUGGGGUGUGACGCCCCUCUGAACUCAGGGAUGCAUGCUUGCACUAAAGCUUUUACUUUGACUUUUAUUACUCGCGACUUUGAAUGUAGUGACUUCUCAGUCAUUCCUCUUUUUUAAGCGAAUAAACUGUGAUUUUUCCACAAAGAUAAUCUUUUUUAACAUGAUGUACUCAAUAUUAUUGAUCAAUGAUGCUGAUUUUGCACACUUUUAAUUUGUUCUUAAAUAAAAAUCUUGAGUUGCAGAA
Messenger RNA from Melanotaenia boesemani (Boeseman's rainbowfish), 1515 nucleotides. It is a transcript of the gene ctbs, whose product is annotated as chitobiase, di-N-acetyl-. Gene Ontology annotation, cellular component: extracellular region. The record is from RefSeq and is a predicted model, not a curated record. The transcript has 7 exons. Lineage: Eukaryota; Metazoa; Chordata; Actinopteri; Atheriniformes; Melanotaeniidae. Gene Ontology annotation, biological process: chitin catabolic process; carbohydrate metabolic process. Gene Ontology annotation, molecular function: chitinase activity; chitin binding. The coding region runs from base 98 to 1180 and encodes 360 amino acids.